AAACACACACGAUGCUUCGGCUCCGAUCCUACUUAUGACCGUUACACCAAACCUACAUUUAAAUCAACCCUCAACGCAACUCAACACAACUCAAACCUAAUUCCAAACCCAAAUCCAAACCCAAACCAAAGCUUUCUCUCUCUCUCUUUCUUCUUUAUCUUCUUCAUCAUCUCUGAAAUCCAAACCCAAAUCAAAAUUCAAACAAUGGUUUCAAAGAUGAAGAAGAAAGCUGCUCCAACCAAAUCAAUCAAAGACAUUAACCGCCGUCGCUGGCGUCGGAAAACUCCGAUUAAAAAUGUCGUUGCGGCGUCCUCUGCCGUUCUUUCCUCCAUCCACCGUCGCAUUUCGAAGCUUCUCACAAAAUUGGGAAUCACACGUCUCAGUUCAAAUCGGAAAAGAAACAGCUACAAAAUUCUCAAGAAAACAACAACACAUUUCAAUCUUCAUCAAGAAACUUCCUUAGACACCGUUUGCAAAACCCUACUUUUCGACGAUAACGAAUCCACAUCAACAUCCACCACCGGCACCGCACUUCUUCCUCCUUCAAUUUUGAAUCGGAAAACAAUUUUUCUCGAUCUAGAUGAAACCCUAAUUCACUCGUCAACAUCACCGCCACCGUGUCGAUUCGAUUUCGUAGUUCGUCCGAUCAUCGACGGAGCACCGAUGGAUUUCUACGUCGUAAAACGACCUGGAAUCGACGAGUUGUUGGAAUCUUUAUCGUCGAGAUUUGAAAUUGUGGUUUUUACUGCUGCGCUUAAGGAGUAUGCUUCUUUGGUUCUUGACCGGUUGGACCGGAACCGGUUUAUUUCGCAUCGGCUUUAUCGUGAUUCGUGUAGGAGUAUUGAUGGGAAGCUUGUGAAGGAUUUGGCUCUUGUGGGUAGGGAUUUGAAAAGGGUUGUUAUUGUUGAUGAUAAUCCGGUGUCGUUUUCGAAUCAACCUGAAAAUGCAAUUCUGAUUAAGCCUUUUGUUGAUGAUAUUUGUGAUCGUGAGCUUUGGAAAUUGAGAAGAUUUUUUGAUGGGUCUGAUUGUUUUGAUGAUAUGAGAGAUGCUAUCAAAUAUCAUGUUGCUGAGAUAGAAAGAAGACGUUAAUUAGCAAAAAAUGAAAAAAAUGUUUAGUUUUUAUUUUUCAAGUUUGUAUUUGUGAAAGAGUCAAGUUUUGAACAAUGAAGAAUGAAUUAUUAUUCAAUUGUGUUUAGUGAAGAUAAUUGAUAAGAUAGAAAGAAGAAAAAACCAGGGUAAUGUUUUGUAUUACUACUGUUAGUAAUGAUUAUUAAUUUAUUAUUAUUAUGUUGAGCUUAAAUUGUUCUGUUAAUUGAUUCUAUGGUUUUAACAGUUAAAGUGAUUCAGAUCAGAUUUU
Trifolium pratense (red clover) is the source of this 1357-nucleotide messenger RNA. Its product is annotated as carboxy-terminal domain RNA polymerase II polypeptide A small phosphatase 2-like. The record is from RefSeq and is a predicted model, not a curated record. Gene Ontology annotation, molecular function: phosphoprotein phosphatase activity. NCBI's taxonomy places the organism in Eukaryota, Viridiplantae, Streptophyta, Magnoliopsida, Fabales, Fabaceae. Bases 205 to 1089 code for a protein of 294 amino acids. The transcript has a single exon.